Messenger RNA from Coprinopsis cinerea okayama7#130, 1875 nucleotides. Its product is annotated as beta-glucan synthesis-associated protein KRE6. Lineage: Eukaryota; Fungi; Basidiomycota; Agaricomycetes; Agaricales; Psathyrellaceae. The transcript has 15 exons. Gene Ontology annotation, cellular component: plasma membrane; endoplasmic reticulum membrane. Bases 1 to 1875 code for a protein of 624 amino acids. Gene Ontology annotation, molecular function: glucosidase activity. Gene Ontology annotation, biological process: (1->6)-beta-D-glucan biosynthetic process; fungal-type cell wall organization. The record is from RefSeq and is a predicted model, not a curated record.
AUGGCGUCGCAUUAUCCCAACAGCGGGAUCACCGUUCAGACGUCGAGGACUCAUUUUAGUUUGACAAAUGAACCCCGCAGAUAUCCAGCACCUUUCAGAAGUCAUUUGCCUUCGAUCAAGACUACUGCUGGGAUGAUGAUUCGGUACUCUCUAGGACCUUUCCCCAAGGAAUGGGGAAUCCCUCUGCUGGUCGGAGACCGAGAACAAGACGACGUCCUUCACAACCCAGAUCCUAGAAGAGAUCGCCAGAACGAUAGGAGAGGGACGAUAUUCACGCGUCGUGGGUUUGCCAACGUAGGAUCAUUGUUUCUCUUGACCCUUGGGAUCCUCGGUCUAUUUGUCGCUUUUCCAGUUGUGACCACCUUUACGCGAACCAAUCCAUCCAACCAAGGAGGUUUCAACAUUGGCGGAAUCAAUGCAACUGGGCAGGUCCCAGUGAUACCCGGGAACUAUGGGCUUGUCGACCGUGACACGCCUCAAUCUGUGCGAACGAAGAGGUCGUAUACCGACCCAAACAAGAACAUGGUGCUGGUGUUUUCCGACGAGUUCAAUGUGGACGGGCGAACGUUUUAUCCUGGUGACGAUCCAUAUUGGGAGGCUGUGGACUUGCAUUAUUGGGGGACGAACAACCUGGAGUGGUAUGAUCCAUCGGCGGCCACGACUGCCAAUGGGUCUCUACAGUUGACCCUGUCGAGGGUGGACCCAAUAACGAACCACAACAUGCGUUUUCGCUCAGGGAUGGUCCAGACAUGGAACAAGUUUUGUUUCACCGGCGGAAUCCUUGAAGCAUCUGUAAGGUUGCCUGGUGCUAGUAACAUCGCCGGAUUGUGGCCUGCAAUCUGGGCCAUGGGCAACUUGGGGAGAGCUGGCCAUGGUGGAAGCUUGGAUGGUACAUGGCCGUACACCUACGACUCCUGCGAUGUCGGAACCCUCCCCAAUCAAACAUACCCAGGUACUGCAACCCCUCUCGCUGCUGUUACCAAUGGCGAUCCUGUGCAAGGAGGAAUUUUGGCAAGUCUACCGCCGAUUGUCGUAUGGCGUGCUGCUAAUAUUCGUGUUACAAUAUCUAGUCAUAUCUUCCUGGGCAACGUCUCUGCAUGUCUCCCCUUCCCCCUCCAUAAAUCAUUUCUAAUCCUUCAUGAAAUAGCCGCUUGCACGUGUCCCGGGGAAGUACACCCUGGACCUAUCCGCCCUGAUGGCUCGUAUGUGGGGAGGGCUGCACCCGAAAUUGAUGUCUUCGAAGCGACAGUCGAGCAUGGCGUUGGAAAGGUGUCGCUAUCUUCACAGUGGGCCCCUUACAAUGCCAACUACAGCUGGCCCGCGCGUCCGGAAGAUAUAACGCUCUACGAUGUCGAGGGCUCUGUGAUCAAUACCUAUAAAGGAGGUGUCUACCAACAAACUACCAGCGUUGUUGCGGAAACGAACCAGGGCUGCUACGAGCUUAGCGAGGAAGCUUGCUUCGCAAUAUACGCAUUCGAGUAUCGCCCCGGAUUUGACAAAGCUUACAUUGCUUGGGUCAAUGACGGGGCCCUCUCUUGGAUAUUACGCUCCGAAGCCAUGGGUGCAGAUCCACUGACGGAGAUUGGAGCGAGGCCUAUACCAAUGGAGCCUAUGUAUAUCAUCGCCAACCUCGGAUUCUCGUACAACUUUGGACCCAUCGAUUUUGACAAUUUGGUGUUCCCUACAACGAUGAGCGUGGAUUGGAUUAGGGUCUACCAGCCUGAAGAUGAAGUUAACAUUGGAUGUGAUCCUGUCGACUUUCCGACGUCGAACUAUAUUAAUAGGUACCCUCAUCUCUAUACGAACCCUAAUAUCUCGACAUGGGAACAAGGCGGGGAACCUUGGCCGAGGAACAGGCUUCAAGGAGGAUGUUGA